AUCCUAUACCAACGUUCGCUUUUUGUUGUGGGAGCAGCCAACGACCUGAGCGAGGAGUCCACAGAGUUCGGGUCGCCGCCGGUCGUCUACUAUGGCGAGUCCAAUGUGAACUUGGGCCAGCCCUUCUCGAUCACCUGCAUUAUACCGAUCACCGAGCAGAUCCAUUGGAUCAAGAACGGAGAGCCGAUCACACGGCACAAUCUGCGGCACGGGCGCGAUGAUCAUGCCUACGCUCUGUCGGAGAGUGCAUACGAGGGUGAGACGCACAAGAUUGAGGCGCAUUUGAAAGUGCGGCACGCCCUCAAGGUGCACGAGGGUCGCUACCAGUGCAACCAACUCCACAGCCCCUAUCACAUGUUGCACGUGCGGGAUUCCAAGGGAGCUGGAGCGGGAGCGGGCGAACCCACCGAGUCCGGAUACCAAACCAUCGACGAGCUGACGCCCAACUCGGCGGAUGACUUCUUCACACGAACGUGGCAGGAGCAACAGCAACAGCAGCAACAGUUGCCCCACCAGACACACAAGCAGCACAAGUCGCAUUUGGGCUAUGGAAACGCCAGCCUGUCCGGCUCUCAGCACUGGCAUCCCUCAGCGGGGGGAGGUGGAGGCGGCGGGAUCCAUCGCGUUUACUCGGCCACACCGCCGGACUUUCCACCACCGCGUUUCAAUCAGCAGGAGCACACGGUGGCACCGCCGGAGCCACCCACCAUACUGUACAAUCAGACGAAUCCCACUGCCAGCGCCACUGCCACGGAGGCCAGCCUGCUCCUGACGACGGCGCACCACCAUGCCCACCACCAGCAACAGUUGCAGCAGCAGGCGCAGCACACGCUGAACGCCUUCCAGUUGCCACUGCCUCCGCGACCCAAUCCUGGUCAGAAUGAGCGUUACCAGACCUAUGCACCGCACUAUGUGCCGCCAGUGGUGGGAUCAGGAACAGGUGGCGGAGCAGGAGGAGGCGUAGGAGGAGGAGGAGGAGAGCUAACCACCAUUUCAACAGCCACCAGCACAAAGGCCAUGAUGGUUGGUGGUGGUGGUGCAGGUCCUGCGGGUUCCAGUGCCCCAAUUAUGGGUGCUGGCGGCCACAUGCUGAUGGGUGGCCAGGUGCAUCUGCAGCACCAGACGCUCUUGCCCGUCAAGAUGGAUAAGCUGGUGCCAAACUAUGAUAAUAUCGAGCAUCAAAUGAAAUUUUUCGAAAUCAAAUUGCCGCUGGUUCUCAGCUGCAACGUGACAGAAGAAACGCAGAGCCUUCUUACAUGGAAAAAGAACGGCACCGACGUCAGGGCGAUAAAAAAGCUUAGCGAUCGCUUUAGGAUUAUUGAUGCCGAGAAAAAGUUCAUAAUUGACAAAACUGUUAUAGGUGACGAUGGCGAAUACAGUUGCGAGAUCGACGGAGUAUCUAAAAAAAUCAAUGUGAUUGCUCGCGUUAUUGUGGGAGUGCCUUCAAAUACAGCCGUUGUGGAGGGAGAGAAGAUGUCGGUGACCUGCACCGUUGUGGGAACCGACCCACAGUUGUCAUGGACUUUCGGCAAUGUUACGCUGACGAACGCCACAGAUCGCUUCGUCCUUAAACCGGAUAACAACAAGAUCCAGAACGCGAUUCUGACACUGGAUAAUGUGACAUUUGACGACAGAGGCGAGUACACAUGCCAUGGACGCAAUGCGGCCAAUGACUAUGGUGUGAACGGCACCCACACUGCUCCUGCCAGCGACUUCACAACUGUGCGUGUUAAGGGCAAAUUUGCCGCCUUGUGGCCUUUCCUGGGCAUCUGUGCUGAGGUGCUGAUUCUGUGCAUCAUCAUUCUCAUCUAUGAGAAGCGACGCAACAAGAGCGAACUGGAGGAGAGUGAUACUGAUCCCCAAGAACAGUAAGUGUGUCUACUCUCCAACCCAACACACCAACCAACCUACCAACCAAUCAACACCACAACAAACAAAAAACCAACAACAUAAACUGUCAACACCAAAUAAUAUUAAACAUCAGCAAAAAACAAAACAAAACAACAUACAAAACGCAGCAGAAGAGGAAAAAAGUUGAAAUUUUAGUUUUAUACUGCAAAUUAAAGACGUUGAAGCUGCAGGCGAAUGCGAAUGCAGACCAGACACACCAACAUAACCAUACGGAAACGGAUACAGAUACAAAUACGAAGAAGCAACGUACUUACGGACGGACAAACAAACGGACGGAGGAGCAGCAGCUACAACAAUUAGUGAAAUUUUCUUAGUUAACAAUUUCUAAUAGUUACCACAAUGGAAAAAAAAAGAAAAAUGAAUGAAUUUUUGUGUUUGACGCAAACGACGGAUACGCAAUAAAAUGAAAAGUUAAAGGUUAAGAAA
Messenger RNA from Drosophila rhopaloa, 2337 nucleotides. RefSeq lists its product as uncharacterized. NCBI's taxonomy places the organism in Eukaryota, Metazoa, Arthropoda, Insecta, Diptera, Drosophilidae. Gene Ontology annotation, biological process: homophilic cell-cell adhesion; axon guidance; dendrite self-avoidance. Gene Ontology annotation, molecular function: cell-cell adhesion mediator activity. The record is from RefSeq and is a predicted model, not a curated record. The transcript has 7 exons. Gene Ontology annotation, cellular component: plasma membrane; axon. The annotation marks the transcript as partial.